CAGCGAUGGUGAAAGAUCACCCUGUUACAUCUGUUCCCUUGGCUGAGAGACCUUCUGGCCUCCGUAGGACUCAUGAAGAAAGUCUCUUUGGGGUCAGCUGGCUGCUCGGCACAUGACUUAAGCAGGAUUGAUUUUCUUUUACAACAGUGAUGGACGGCUGCUGAUCCCUCAACAUCCAGAAUUUCAGGAAUGCUGCAGGUCAGUCGCCAUCAGCAAAUUUCCUCAUUUAUGUCUAAAUAACCGUCAAAUAUGAAACCUGCACAAACACAGGAAUGGGAGUGUAAAAAUAAACGCAACUACAACAGCUAGAGAAUAUACCUGGUGCCAACGACACUCAGUGACCGUGUGUGAGCCCACCGCCAUGUCUGAAGCCGUGGUGAUGGAGCCUCCCAGAGGGGGCGGCUUCCUGAAGUCAUCGUGCAGUGCAGGACACAGCGCAGACUCCCUCGAUGACGGCACUGUGGAUAUAGCAAAUGAGUCUUCAGAGGAAGAGUCUACAGGGGAAAGGGAAGAGGAGAUUGGUGCACAUGAUGAAGUCGCCAGCAGCACCAAGACAACAGCGGUCCCUGCUGAACAGACCUCAAACACACAAGCAGUGAGUGCCCGGCGCCCAAACUCCCUGCCGGUGCCGGCAGCGGGAGAGCCCGGCCUGUGGACGUCACAGGGUGACGCAGAGGUGAAACUGAGGAUGGGGGACUCUGGCCUGGCUGCUGAGACCCCUCUGACCGUCAACCAGAUGUUCACCUCAGCUGUGGAGCGCUUUGGUGACUUUCCAGCUCUGAACUGGAAGGAGGGCGAGCAGCAGAAGAGCCUGAACUACAAAGAGUACUACCAGACCUGCCGCACCGCUGCCAAGAGCUUCCUUAAGCUUGGUUUACAGCGCUACCACGGCGUCGGCAUCCUGGGCUUCAACUCAGCUGAGUGGUUUAUCUCGGACAUUGCAGCUAUUUUGGCAGGUGGGUUUGCGGUUGGCAUCUACACCACCAACUCUCCUGAGGCAUGCCAGUAUGUAGCAGAAAACUGCAAGGCCAAUAUCAUUGUCGUGGAGAACCACAAACAGCUGCAGAAGAUCCUUCAGGUUGAAGACAGGCUGCCGCACUUGAAAGCCAUUAUCCAGUACAAAGAUGCGCUAAAAGAGAAGAGACCAAAUCUGUACACAUGGGCGGAGUUCAUGGAGCUGGGACGGGAUGAGCCCGACGCACCCAUCGAUGCGAUCAUCUCCAGCCAGAAGCCCAAUCAAUGCUGCACGCUCAUCUACACCUCAGGGACCACAGGCCAGCCCAAAGGAGUCAUGCUGAGUCAUGAUAACAUAACCUGGACCGCGCUCUCCACCAGCCGCCACGUGCGUCUGACAGACGCUACUCAGGCUCAGGAAUUGGUGGUCAGCUACCUGCCGCUCAGCCACGUCGCUGCUCAGAUGGUCGACAUCUGGGUUACCAUGAAGGUCGGAGGGGCGACAUAUUUCGCUCAGCCAGAUGCACUAAAGGGCUCUCUGGUAAAUACUUUAAAGGAAGUGCGUCCCACAGCCUUCAUGGGCGUCCCACGUGUCUGGGAGAAGAUGCAGGAGAAGAUGAAGUCCGUCGGAGCCAAGUCUUCAACUGUGCGCAGGAAACUGGCUGCCUGGGCCAAAGAUGUCGGCCUGCAGACUAAUCUGACUAAGAUGAAUCAAAGCGGAGCAGCUGGCCGCACACCGCUCAGCUAUCAAUUAGCCAAAAAGCUUGUGUUCAAAAAGGUGCGUAAGGCUCUGGGCCUGGACCGCUGUACCAAGUGCUACACCGGCGCCGCUCCCAUCACCAAAGACACCCUGGAGUUCUUCCUUAGCCUGGACGUCCCUCUGUACGAGCUGUACGGCAUGAGUGAGAGCACCGGGCCUCACACCGUCUCCGUCCCUGAAGCCUUCAAGCUCACCAGGUACAUUUUACUUCUAAAAUUUGUCACAGAAUUUCCUUGCAUUGUCAAAUCAGAGCCAACUCAAAACACGUGCUUGCUGCUGAAUUAUAAAAAUGUUGUUUUGUCCUGCAGCUGUGGUAAAGAGAUCCCGGGGUGCAAGACGAAGCUGCACAACCCAGACGAGGAGGGAAACGGUGAGAUCUGCUUCUGGGGCCGUCACGUCUUCAUGGGUUACCUCAACAUGGCCGACAAGACGGAGGAGGCUCUCGAUGCAGAGGGCUGGCUGCACUCAGGUGAUCUGGGAAAACACGACAAGAACGGAUUCCUCUUCAUUACCGGAAGAAUUAAAGAGCUGAUCAUCACAGCAGGAGGAGAGAACAUCCCUCCGGUUCCUAUUGAGGAUGCGGUGAAAGAGGCUGUGCCGCUGAUCAGUAACGCCAUGCUGAUCGGAGACAAGAGGAAGUUUCUGUCUAUGCUGCUCACCAUUAAGUGCCAGGUAAACGCAGAGUCAGGAGAUCCAGAGGACGAGCUGACACCAGAAGCUGUGGAGCUCUGCAGGAAGCUGGGCAGCAACGCCACACGAGUCUCUGAGAUCGCAGGCGGUCGAGACCGGUCCAUCCAAGCUGCCAUUCAGGAGGGAAUCAACAGAGUGAAUGAGAAGGCAAGCUCCAACGCUCAGCGCAUUCAGAAGUGGAUCGUUCUGGAUCGGGAUUUCUCACUGACAGGAGGAGAGCUGGGCCCGACCAUGAAGCUGAAGCGGCCAGUGGUGGUGAAGAUGUACAAGGAGCAGAUUGAAAACUUUUAUAAGGAGCUGGCGACUCCAACGACCCCCGACAACCCGCUGCCUCCCAAAUAGAGCUGCUCCUCCGCCUGCAGGGAGACUGUCUGAGUUAACACCCAGACGCACCCCCUCCUUUAUCCAACCAAUUUUCUCUGGUAAAGUUUUGAUUGCCUUAAGUUGUUCUGUCUUGGUUUACAUUUGUGGGAGUUGUACAAAAAAGGAAACAGAUAUAAGAAGCCAUUGUAAAAUAUCUUAAUGAUUUUGAAGUCGUCAUAAUUAAGCUGAGUCUACUAUUUAUUUGGAUUACUGGGGUGAACAGUAAUAUCGGUUAGAUGAAGUAGCAGCAGCUGUAUGUAAGGAAAGUUGUUAAUUGCACUGCAUUUCUAGAGAUGGAGACAUAAUCCAAAAAAAAAGAAGUUCAUAGGAUGUUUUUAAAGAAAUAAUGUGUGUUUAAACAUAUUUUUCUUAAUUUAUUUUCAGUUUGCCAAAGUUUACAUGAGCCAAAUGAGCUUCAAAUUCUUGAGAAAACUCCAUUUGUGAUUCAGCAAUCAUCUCUAAAUGUUUACUGGCCUUUUACAUGCAUGUGGUGUUUGUUUGUGUCUUUGACAGUCGAGCUUCAAAGAAAAUAUUUUAUUUUGUACACAUUUAAGUCAAACAUUUACUGCAAAGGUAGUUGCAGUUACUAUGUGUAUUGAAAUGUAUCUCAUUACUGAGCAUCCAAAUUUUUUUUUUGCUUUAUAAACAUGUCAUUGAAGCCAUAUCUAUUGCCUUUUGUAAUUAUAGUCAGACUCUGUAUGCUGACUCAAUGCAGACCCUUACACACCUGCCUGGUCCUGUGGAAAUGUUUUCCAACAGUCCUUCUGUGUGUAGUAGACCUGCUGUGAUUUUUGUGGAAUAUUGUAAAUAUAGUUUGCCCACAUCAUAAUCAUCUCUCACUUGUUUUUACAGCCAGUUUAUUCAGUAGCACUGAAAUCACAUCCAUCUUUUUUUUUGCACUCAAACAUGAAAAAAAAAAAAAAAAGUGGGUACCUGGACUGGGAAAUGUACAUAAAUUACUGGUCUGUACCAUCCCUUAUGCAUCAUCACACAUAAAAGUUCAAAUGCGCAAGGUUUUGAAUUAGAGACAUCAUAUCUUUAGCCUCCUGGAAGACAAUGAAUACAUCUUUAAAGAAAAAGGAAGUAAAAGAGCUUAUGAAUUAAUUGUGUAUAUAAUAAGCAUAUUGUAGGUAAUUGUAGCACUCUUGAUAGGUUAAAGGGAAGGCGGGUUAUGGAUCUCUCAAAGUAAUGAAGUUCAGGUUAAACAAAACUGAGUAAUUUUGAAUUGUGUACAAGGUUAAAUAAGGAAAUGACGGUGAUUCAGUGUCUGGAUUUGCCUGACCUGAAAGAGUGGCUGUUAACAAUAUCAGGGUUGAAAGAUGGAAAUAUGCAUGAAGCCACAGAAAAAGGAAGCAGGCCUGUUUCUGUCUACAGACAUGUGAAUGUUUGUGUUUGAUCAGUUACGGAAUAAAAGUUGAUUGAGCUGA
Molecule: messenger RNA, 4194 nt
Organism: Cottoperca gobio
Lineage: Eukaryota; Metazoa; Chordata; Actinopteri; Perciformes; Bovichtidae
Gene: acsbg2
Product: acyl-CoA synthetase bubblegum family member 2
Exons: 15
Coding region: 362-2746 (794 amino acids)
Cellular component (GO): endoplasmic reticulum; membrane
Molecular function (GO): long-chain fatty acid-CoA ligase activity
Source: RefSeq, a predicted model, not a curated record